CCUCGAAUAAGAGUGUUUUAGUACUUAAAUAGUUAACAUUCCACAAACGGGCGAUUUCCAAUCUGGGAGACAUCCUGUAGCUGAGAGUUGGGGGAAGUAGAGUUUGAAUCAGACGCCGAGGGAAAGGUAAAGAGUGAAAAUUAGCAGCAGUUUAGGGAUAUGUAAAAGAUCAUGAUGGUUUUGGAGAUGCCAUUACUCACUAUUGUUUUGGGCCUAACAAUCUCUGUGGUUGUAGCAGAGAGUGAAAGCAGAAUCUGUAAGGUGGCCCCUCACUGGGAAAUUGACGACCAUAACCCAAUGGUGGAACAGAUUGGUCACGUUGUUGUUGUGGCCCUUCUCAAAGCAAGCUGCGGGUUCUGUCUAACUCAAGCAACUAAAUUGGGCAGCUUGCGGAACAAGCUUGAACGUCAGGGUCUGAAGGACAUACACUAUAUGAUAGUAAAUGAGAAAACGCCUCAAUCUAGGGCCAUGCUGUGGGAACUCAAACGCCAUACGCCUGAGGAAAUCCCUGUCUACCAGCAAUCACCAUUUCAAAGUGAUAUCUGGAGCAUUUUGCAGGGUAACAAGGACGACUUCCUCAUCUAUGAUAGAUGUGGUAAAUUGACCUUUCAUAUCGUGUUACCAUAUAGCUACCUCCAAUUUCGCUACACUGAAGCAGCAAUCCGAGCUACGUAUAGCAAAGAUAUAUGUGGGAAUUGUGGAAUCAGUGAUAUCGACCUUGAGACUUACAAGGAAAACUUUUUUCAAUUUAACACUACAAGUUUUGUGAUAAGUCCAACUUUUGAAAAUAUAACAACUCAGCCAGUGCAACAACAUGUACCGAAUAAGCCUCAUCCUGACCCCAAAAUCUCUUCAAGUCCUACCACUCCACAUCAUUUCAAUAGCAGCCAAGAUGGAAAUCUGGAGACUGGUAAUACUGAGGGAUUGGAAUGAGUGUAGUUAGAAUAUCAGGCACAACAAUUAAACAACUGGCUGUGAUACAGCAACUGUCAGCAUCAACCCUAAUGUUGCUAAAAUAAAUCCUGGUUUAAUAUUAAUUUUGAUUUGUAAUAUUUGAGGGGUGUACUGUAUAAGCAUGUCCCACACCAAACACUUGUUUUGUGUUGUUAUCAAGUGUUCUUUCAGUGAAGAAAUCUGGAUAUGACUAUUUAGAGUGAAAUACCACUAAAACCAUUUCAGGCAAGUCUGAAAUGAGCACUGUCUUGUGUAUUGUCCCAUGAACUUGUAGCCAUUGCUUUAGUGCACAAUAAAGUGCACUCCAAAUCAAAA
Molecule: messenger RNA, 1269 nt
Organism: Chiloscyllium plagiosum (whitespotted bambooshark)
Lineage: Eukaryota; Metazoa; Chordata; Chondrichthyes; Orectolobiformes; Hemiscylliidae
Product: selenoprotein Pb-like
Biological process (GO): selenium compound metabolic process
Cellular component (GO): extracellular region
Molecular function (GO): selenium binding
Source: RefSeq, a predicted model, not a curated record